UAUAAAAGAUGCCAUUUUUUGUGGGGAUUGAUUUGGACCCAAUCAAAAAUAUCCUACCUCAAGAUAUACACCCACAUUGCCAAAAUUGUAUUCGUGGCAUUCCCCAAGAGUUUCACAACCCGGCGAGAUUACGCCCCUAAACCCUCAUCCGUCGUGUUCCUAUCCCGAAAACCUCUUGGUGACCUUCUCCUCUAGCCAUGGUGCGCUUAGAUCAAGAACCUAACAUUGUCAAGCUAUUCUGCCACUACAAUACCCUGUACUUCCAAGACACCCUCGGUGGAUGCGUUGUCUCCUGGGCCGAAGAACCACUCCCCAAUAGUGACAUAAGUGGUUGUGAUUAUUAUCCGGGUGGUGGUGGUUGUAUUAUACUUCUUUCCAAGUCCUUAUAUAAAUGUCACAUGGACUCAGAUCUGAAGAAUGUUUUGCUCCAUGAGAUGAUUCACGCGUAUAUGUUCAUCAAAGACGAUAACACUAACCAUAGCAGUGACCACGGUGCAAACUUCAAGAAGCUUAUGGAUGACAUCAAUUCUAGCUCUGUACCAGAUCCUCAUCGACCUGUGGCUACAACAUGGUUAUUGGGGGGGGGGGGGGGACAAUAUCAAUACAAAUGUGAAAGCUGCGAAGAUUUUAUCGAGUCAACCAAGGUCAACGGGACUACACAGGAUGACUGCAUCGAGCGAAUGGGUGAUGUGUGUCUGAAUUCAACAUGUCAAUGGCAUAGGCACAAGAUGCAUUGCUCUGGUAGCUAUUAUAAAAUUCAAGAAUCACCACCUUAUUGUGUAGAAGUAAAGGGUUCGAGAGCUUACUCACCUAAAGAAAGACUUGAUGAGUGCAAGGCUAGCAAAUCAGCCAGUGGAAGGUGGCAUGCCAAACAUACAUCAAAUAAGAUUGAGGCAAGCAAUAAGCAUGAACUUGAAGAUGCAUCUGCUGAGUUCCUUCAAUCUACUAAUGAUGCAAUUGACAAUUGUAGGAAGAAGGCUCAACUUCAUGUGUUAGGUCUAAUAAGAAGAAGAAAAAAAUCGAAGGACAUUGGCUUUGAUCACCUGGGUAGCACAAUUGUCCAAGAAGCAUUGAAGCGACCGAGAACAGAUGCACUAAGUAAGAACCAAGGCUGCAACGGAGAAAAGAAAAGAAAAAUAAGUAAGUGGGAUGGUUCCUAUUCGGUAAUAGUUGAGCAUGUGAACUACUAUUGUGUUGACUAUUCGGAUGAAGAUGAGGUACCUUUGAUAAACAAAAGAACUGAAAGAAGAAAACAACAAAAUUUAUUGGAAAAUCCUGAGGCUACAUAUAUGUAAUGAAACAAUGGUGUUUGGGGUAUCAUUUCCAGUCCUCAGGUAAUAACUGGUAGAAGUAGUGAUAGCUUCUUUGAUUCUUUUCCUCGCGGACCAUGGAACAAUGACAGAUUUGAAAGUCUACCUCUUUCUCAAGUUGAAAACUGUUGUCGCCAAAUCAUCGAUCAAACAUGCCAUGAAACUUCACCCUCUUCGUCUGAUUCACCAAUCGUUGGUGAAAUGAUUGACAUUUCAGAUGACUGA
This is a messenger RNA of Brachypodium distachyon (stiff brome), 1535 nucleotides long. RefSeq lists its product as uncharacterized. Gene Ontology annotation, cellular component: nucleus. Gene Ontology annotation, molecular function: metalloendopeptidase activity; single-stranded DNA binding; polyubiquitin modification-dependent protein binding. Lineage: Eukaryota; Viridiplantae; Streptophyta; Magnoliopsida; Poales; Poaceae. The record is from RefSeq and is a predicted model, not a curated record. The transcript is spliced from 7 exons. Gene Ontology annotation, biological process: DNA damage response.